Notodromas monacha is the source of this 1171-nucleotide messenger RNA. The record is from the annotation of a GenBank genome assembly. NCBI's taxonomy places the organism in Eukaryota, Metazoa, Arthropoda, Ostracoda, Podocopida, Cyprididae.
UUCUUUGGUUAUUAAAAAAGAAAAUUCAUACUCGACUUGGAAAAUGGAAUCAAAGGUGCUCCCAGUGACGAUUGACGGGAUCAAAUAUGACCUUCUUCAACCCGAGGACCAAGAAGUAGCUGCUGACCUCGUUGUAAAUGACUUUUGCCUUACCGAGCCGUGUUCAAGGUCACUAGGAAUACAGCCCGAGGAGUCGUUGCCAAUAGUGAAGUUGAUCUGCGCCCGAGGCAUUGCGGAUCGCGUCAGUUUGAAGGCCGAGGACGCCACGACCGGCGAAUUGGUCGGAUUGCGAGUAUCUCUGCUCCGGCGCCGGGACGCCAAGGGCGCCGACGAGGCGGAAUUCCGCGACUGCUUGCAGCAAGUUCCGACUCGGCUGCACCCGUUUGCUGAUUUCAUUGCGAAUCACAGCGGCGGCGAGGCGGCGGCUGACAUUUUUGGCACAUACGGUGUCGAUCAAUACGUCGAGUUUUUCCUCGUCAACGUGCAUCAGGCUUAUCGAGGAAAACAAAUUGCACAAAGGAUACUGCAACUUUGCUAUGACCUUUACCGCGAAAUGGGCGUUCACAUCGUCAAAGUUUUGGCAACUAAUCCAAGAACAAAUCACAUUUUCCGCAAGCAAGGCUUCCAGGAAAUCUCAAACUACCCCGUGAUGAAUUUCAUGCACGAUGGAAGACGAUAUUUUGAAAACAUGGAAGAGACGGAGAAUGCUUUCACCUUUGUCAAGGACCUGAGGAAAUGACAAGAAAAUUUUCCUGGGUGAAGUUGCCAAUAAAACGAACACAAACUGCAAUUCAAAACGGCGCUGCUUGAGCUUUCCGAUGCCGUAGGAAUUUAUUGUAACAAACUGCGUACGUAAAAAAAAUUUGCAAGAAAAUUCCCGUCAACAAUUGAUAAAAUGAACAAGACUUCAUAUCAUGUCACGAGGAAAAAUUACGGAUGUCACACGACGGUUAAAAAAUUCAUUUGAAAAAGUGAAUGCGUAACACUGCCUCAGAACAAUGAAUAUUUUAUCAAUUUUCUACUGGCGAAGCGAGACACAAAUUGCAAAACCAGCGCUUUCAGUCAAUCUAAUCAAAAAUUAUUGUGUGUCCAUUAUUCUGCUUGUUGUUAGAUCGUAUUGUAUCUCCAUUCAGAAGUCGAGCGACAGAAAUGAAGACAUCAUUGAAUUGAA